UCGCCGUGGUGCUUGUGUGUUUUUUUCCCCCCGGCGGUGAAACAGUCAGAAGGUCUUCCAACAGGAAAAAGCGCCAACUUCUGCUGCUGCACCGUCUGCGAACCGUGCGGAUACUCUUAAAUGACUCUAGGACGGGAUGUUCUGUGAAAUACAUCAAACCUAAACGUGUGAUGACUUCUUCAGGGGGCGCUGCUGCUGCUGCUGCUGCUGCUGCUGCUGCAUCUUAGCAAGAAAAGAAAACCCAACACCCCUCUCCACCUUCCUUAGGGUUACCUAAAUAAGAAGAUGCCAGGCCUGCAGGGUGAAAAUGUUGCCCACAGCAGCCCCGUCAGGAGGAGUCGUCUGUCUCUGAAGUGUCUGCAGAAGAAAGAAACUAAACGGGCUCUGGAUUUCUCUGAACCUCCAGCGGAAGAUCCCAACACGGAGGAACCAGAGGAGGCUGAGGCCAGCACCUGUGAUCAGGUAGUCCCUGCUCCUCCCCCGUGUCCUAACUCACCGGGCCUCCUCCUGCCCUGCGACAAGAGAGAGAACCUGGUGCCCUUUGUUGGGCUCAACAACCUGGGCAACACCUGCUAUUUGAACAGCGUCUUACAGGUGCUGUACUACUGCCCAGGUCUCAGGGAAGGCAUAAAGAAACUGUACGACCUGUCCAAAAGGAAAGAGAAACUAAAGCAAGAGUCAGAUAAAAGCGAAGAGCAGGCUGAAGUCGCUGCUGAAGAUUCACCAGCUCAGAUCGAGCUCCUCGGGAGCUUCAACAGUCUGAUAGCAUCAGUGGAGCAGCUGCAGUCCAGCUUCCUGCUCAACCCCGAGAGCUUCAGCGAGGGAGAACUCGCCACACCGCCUCGUAAAAUACUCCACACACUCAGGCAGUUGAACCCCAUGUAUGAAGGCUAUCUUCAGCAUGACGCCCAGGAGGUGCUGCAGUGCAUGCUGGGAUACAUCCACGAGGCUUGUGACACCAUCCGAAAGGAGCAGAAGUUGGAGAGCGAGGUUGAAGAUGUGACUGAGGUGAAAGCGGACGGUCUCGGCUCUGAAUCCAAAACUGGCCAGGAGGAGGACGGCCAAGUCGGCGGCAAGAGGAAGAGCGACACCGAGGUGGGAAACGCCAAAAAGAAACCGAAAUCAGUCAAGUCAAAGAAAUGUGACGCAGAGGAAGCUGGCGUGAGUAGAGACGCGCCCCUCAGACGCUCCAAAAGGAAGUCCUCCAGUGACAUCACGCCCGACAGCAACCAAGACAAGAAGAAGGAGGAGGAAGGGGUAACGAAACCUAACGGGGAGGAGGAGGCCGGAGGGAGUGACGGUGAGGGCAAAGGGGAAAACUCUAAAGAGACGGAGGGCAAAAGAAAGAAGAAGGCUAAGCUUAGCUGGCUGAGGCCGUCCGGGAAACAGCCGAGUAUUUUCUCCAAGUUCCGCAGCGUGGGGAAGAUCAGCUCCAUGAGCGCCAAGUGUCAAAUCAAAGCAGAGCAGGAGGACGAGACCGCCGACGACGACCGGCGUCAGAACGAGAAGAGCAGUGAGGAGAGAUCGACAGGAGACACGGCUGACGACAAGAAGACAGUAAAACCUGGAGAUGGUCUGGACCUGAUGGAGCGCUUGUUCCAGGGUCAGCUGGUCCUGAGGACUCGCUGUCUGGAGUGCGAGAGCUUCACGGAGAGGAGAGAAGACUUCCAGGACAUCAGCGUCCCCGUGCUCGACGACCAGCCGAGCAGUCCAGAAGACCUCUCAAAAGUCUCUCCUGAUCCCAAACCAGAGCUGAAGACUCUGAAGUGGGCCAUCGGCCAGUUCGCCUCUGUGGAGCGCAUCGUAGGAGAGGACAAAUAUUUCUGUGAGACGUGUCAUCAUUACACGGAGGCCGAGAGAAGUCUGCUGUUUGAUAAAACUCCUGAAGUGAUCACCAUUCACCUGAAACGAUUCUCCGCCAGCAGCUUGGAAUUGGACCCGUAUGCAGGUCUGUGUAAAGUGAACACCCCCCUGCAGACCCCCCUGACUCUGUCCCUGGAGGAGUGGUGCACGCGACCAUCAUCCAAGAAGGGUCAGCGCUAUCAGCUGUUUGCUGUCGUCAUGCACAGCGGCGUCACCAUCAGCAGCGGCCACUACACCGCCUACGUGCGCAUGAGUGACCUGAAAGACGCGAAGCUGUGGCUGCAGGACGGAAAAGAAACGGAGGAGAGAGAGGAGGAGCAGAAGGAGAACAAAGAGGGAACACGGGCGAAGGAGGAAGUGCUGGAGUACGACGAUGGAGAGGUGUCGUUCAGCCUGAACGGAAGGGGACAGAGGGGCGCCAGUUUGGCUAAGGGCAAAACGGGAGGCAAAAAGGUCUCGGAGGGCGGGGUCGGACUCUUGGGGGGUCAGAGGAGCGUGUCCAGUUACGAUCUUGGGAACAGCAGCAGCAAACACACAGAGAAAGCAGGCAGUAGUGGGGCAACAGAGGGAUCCAAACGGAGGAAGAACAUCAACAGCACUGAAGCGGGACUUAAAAAAGAGUCAGAGGAAGCAACGACAACCUCCGGCGGUGGAGCGGAGGCCAGCCAGCAGCAGGCUGUGAACAACCUCCUGGAGUACGAGGGCAAGUGGAUGCUGUUUGAUGACUCUGAGGUGCGUUUGUUCGAGGAGGAGGACUUCCUGCAAGCGUGCUCACCUGAGACGUGCUCCUCGUCGACUCCGUACCUGCUGUUCUACAGGAGGAUGCCUGAACCUGUGAACACAUGAGCCGCUGCUGACUCAGGGGAGGGGAGGGGAGGGGGGGGUUCUGCCAGUAGCCAGUUUGGCACCCACACACACAGACUAAUGUAUUAUGCAAAACUACUAAUGGUGCCAAAAAGACUGCUGCUGCCAUGUUAGCACCUGUUGAUACUUUAUGAACUGAGCUCCUGCUUCAGGAUUCACCUCAAGAGAUUUCCUCGAGCCAGUGUAGGCUCUUCUUAGAAACGGGGUUUCCUUUUGUGUGUCAGGGAUGACUCUUUUUUUUCUGUUGCUCUUGCCUCUGUAGACUAAACACAGCGGCACAUCUUUAUGCUGUUUGUAUCGACAUUCCUUGGACACUGGUUUUGAAUCUUUUUCUGUCACUGUCUCUUAAACAUAUCUUGUUUUUCAUGUUUGCUUAGUAACUCAGUUUGUAUGGAUCCAUUUUUUUACUAACUGAAAAAAGCACUUUUAGACUUAAAAUUUAUGAAAACGCAAAUGUUGGACAAUGUAUUUUUUUUUUUUUUAGCCGAAGUCUUUUUCUAUAAUCAUUAAAUUCAAAUUUACAUAAAAAGCCAAAGUCAACUGGGAUCCAAAAAUCUUUCCAUUUGCAAAUCAUUGAAGAAUAUGCUUUUGUGAGAAUUAAGUCAUGUGAAGUUUUGAAGUUCAUUUUUUUCCCCCACUGCCCAUUUUAAGCUUCUGCUGACACAUGCGAACAGCAAGUCCACAUUUUAUGCAGGACACACACUGGCAUGUUUUUACAUGAAACACGCUGAGGAAGCAGAGCGGGAUUUUCUGGCACAACUUCACCGACUAUCAAGGUGCAUAAAGAGUGAAAGGCUUGAAGAGGUCAAAACGCUCCAGAAACGCGUCAGAUUAAUUUGUUAAUAAAGUUGAACUUCAUGCUAAAAGAGUUGCUGAAGUGUUUUGACCUCUACAUGAAACACACUGAAAUGUUAAAUGAAACAAGUAUCAAGUUCAUAUGUAAAUGAUGUUGAUGGAACGUUUCAGCAGCCAAGUUUCUCCCUCAGGCCGGACAUCACACACUCUUUAAAAGCCAUGUCAGUAAUGUCCUUGUAAUUGUUAAGAUGAUGAUUUUUACUUUAAAUCAAAUGUUGCAUUCGUUUGUGCUUGUUCAGCAACUUUUUGGGAGUUAUUAAGACGUAACUUUGACAUGUGAAAAACAUGCAUCUGCCUGGGUCAUUUAAAAUAUGCAGGGACGUUUACAUGGCUCAUCUCAGGUUCUACAGCAAAGUGUCGAAGUGCGUUAUAUUCAGGUUUCACUUUUAGAUCUGGGAAGUUUUUCAUCGAAGUGCUGACUGAUCUGGUUCAGUGUGACAACAGAUCCAGUAAGAGUGUCGUCUGUUUUAACAGCUGUUCUUUGAUUAACGAUGGCGGGUUCUUACUAUAAGCAAUAAAACUUUUUAUCCUCA
Labrus bergylta (ballan wrasse) is the source of this 4115-nucleotide messenger RNA. It is a transcript of the gene usp1, whose product is annotated as ubiquitin specific peptidase 1. Lineage: Eukaryota; Metazoa; Chordata; Actinopteri; Labriformes; Labridae. Gene Ontology annotation, molecular function: cysteine-type deubiquitinase activity. The record is from RefSeq and is a predicted model, not a curated record. Gene Ontology annotation, cellular component: cytosol; nucleus. Gene Ontology annotation, biological process: protein deubiquitination.